GCUGACACCACCCUCGGCGAGCUCUACUACCGGAUCUGGCAGAAGAGCAACAUCCUUGGGUUCCCCGCCGAGAUCUGCCCCAUGGUCGGAGUCGGCGGGCACUUGAGCGGCGCCGGGUACGGGAACCUCUUGAGGAAGUACGGCCUCUCGUCCGACAACGUUGUCGACGCCCAAAUCGUGGAUGUGAAUGGAAAACUUCUCGACAGGGCUUCGAUGGGGGAGGAUCUGUUCUGGGCGAUUCGUGUUUGUGGCUCCGAAGACAACAGAGGAUCUAUUCACGAGGAUGCUCCAGUAGCCGGUGAGUUCGACGACGAAGAAAGGGGAGACCACGGUCAGAGCGUCGGUUUUGAAGAAGGAAGAUUGCUUGGAAAGGAAUUUCCUGAAUUGGGGUUGAAGAAGGAAGAUUGCUUAGAAAUGAGUUGGAUUCAGUCUGUUCUGGUGGGGAUUCGACAACGAGACGAACCCGGCAGCCUGCUAAGUAGGCAGCCGGAAUCGGUCAACUUCGGGAAGAGGAUUUGGAAGAAGAUGAUCGAGUCGAGGAAAACAGGGUUCGUUUUCAACCCGUAUGGUGGAGUGAUGGACAAGGUGUCGGUGACCAAGACAUUGUUUCCUCAUCGUGCCGGGAAUCUUUACAAGAUUCAGUACUCUAUUUCGUGGAAAGAGGUCGGGGUUGAGGCAGAUUAG
Molecule: messenger RNA, 684 nt
Organism: Linum tenue
Lineage: Eukaryota; Viridiplantae; Streptophyta; Magnoliopsida; Malpighiales; Linaceae
Source: the annotation of a GenBank genome assembly